Messenger RNA from Carassius carassius (crucian carp), 630 nucleotides. It is a transcript of the gene rmi2, whose product is annotated as RecQ mediated genome instability 2. The record is from RefSeq and is a predicted model, not a curated record. Gene Ontology annotation, cellular component: cytosol; nuclear speck. Bases 15 to 464 code for a protein of 149 amino acids. Gene Ontology annotation, biological process: maintenance of rDNA; regulation of sister chromatid segregation; negative regulation of double-strand break repair via homologous recombination. The transcript has 2 exons. NCBI's taxonomy places the organism in Eukaryota, Metazoa, Chordata, Actinopteri, Cypriniformes, Cyprinidae.
AAGCAGACCUUAAGAUGAUGGGAAGCAGCUUUCUGAGUGCAGACAGAGCUCGCAGUCCUCCGGUGAAAGUGUUGUCCAGCCAGCUGCGUGAAGGGACAGAGCGCCAGACAGCAGGCGGAAGGUCCGAGUAUGUUAUCAGACGACUGGGCCCCGGUGAGCAGCGCUCGUUACCGGUGUCCGUGGUAUGGAUGCAGGGGACUGUGCUGGAAGUGCAGUCCGAUCUCAACACCGUGCUCAUUCUGGACGAGACCGGGAACUUUGUCGUCAGCGGCAUUAACAGCGUGCCGAAAGGAAAACCCUGCCUGAGUGCCGGUAAAUAUGUCAUGGUUAUGGGUGUCAUCCAGUCACACAGUCCAGAGCCGGUGCUGCGUGCUGUGAAGAUGGCAGAUCUUUCUGAGAAUGCUUUGAUUCACAGGAAAAACUGGAUCUACGAAGUAGAAGAUCUCCAGCAGAUUUUGCCUUAAAUCUUUUAUUUGUUUGUGUCUUGAGACUGAUCUGGUUAUUUUUGUUUUGGUGCAGCAUUUAUAAUAUUUGCCAAGCAAACAGAGGGAACAAACAGAAGUUGCAUUACAUGCACACGAUAUGACUUUUAAGUGUAAAGGCAUAUACAUAUUCAUUUAUAUAAUAAUU